UAUAAAGUCUUUCACGUAAGUUCAAAUUUUGCGUGGCAUAUUCAGAACCUCCUCCAGGUGAUGUUGGGCAAAGGAUGAUGUUACGGUUUCUCACAGACAAAGAUAUAUAUUCAGUCGAGUUAUGCGCAAAGCUGCGUCUCAGUGAUUGAAGUCUUCGGAUACGUGGGAGUGAAAGAUGAUUUUCACGCACCGUGAUUUCUUCUGAGGACUUCUGAGCGUCUCUGUUGUUUCAACACACCUUUCAUUUAGAGGAACCUCGGGCUGCAUUUAUCUUGUUCUCAUAAUUUUUGUGCAGUUUUAACAAUGACAGAGAAAAUAGCUCCCUGGUGGAGGUCUUUCGUGGGCAAGAGGAGAAAGGCGGCCAGAGAAUCGGCGGCGACACUGGAACAGGACCUCCGUAAUCAGCCUUCAGCAGGGUCCACACAGCAUCCCUCCGCUGAGCCGGACCAACAGCUCACCUCACCGACACGUCCAACGAAAGAAGUGGACAACUGCUUACCGAGCGACGAAACAUAUGACGACUCAGCUGUACAGCCAACUUUCAACGAGAGCUCCAAUCGCCGUAAUCUCACCGUGUCCCGCUCCGGACGCUUCAAAGAGAAACGGAAGACCCGCGUGAGUCUUCCACAGAACAACGGAGGUGAUGGGAAACCCGCUGCAGCCAAAUCAACCGACGUCCAGUCAACGCGCUGAUUGCAACCGCGGUUUAUACCCGAUGGUA
This is a messenger RNA of Sinocyclocheilus anshuiensis, 721 nucleotides long. RefSeq names its product proline-rich protein 15-like. NCBI's taxonomy places the organism in Eukaryota, Metazoa, Chordata, Actinopteri, Cypriniformes, Cyprinidae. The record is from RefSeq and is a predicted model, not a curated record. Bases 304 to 693 code for a protein of 129 amino acids. The transcript has 2 exons.